AAAGAGGUUUCCACCUUUUCAAUUCCAAGUUUCCAACACCCUCCUCCUCAUCCUUUUCCAUUCCACCUUCUCAUCAGUUCGAUGAGUUGAGACUCACUUCUCAAAUCCCCACAACUCCAACCACCUCUCUCUGCUCCGGGGAAUCACAGCCGUCCGUUCAGGGGGGUUUGUCUGUGCUGGAGUCUGAGAGUGAGACCUCUGUUAUGGAUUGGACCGGUUUCAAGUGAAUUGCUUGCUGAUCUGGGUUUGCUUUUUUGGUCAGAUUUUCAGGUAAAGUUUGAAUCUUCGGUAAAUUGGAUUAAGAAGUUGUAGUUUUGUGGGGCUGUUUGGAUUUUGGAGUUUGAGAUUGUUGUGGGUUGAUUUCUUUGUGUCCAAUAAUGGAGCAAGAAUCACAGAAGAGAAAGCUUGAUGAGACUGGCAUUGAGUCCUCAAAUGCUCCCAUUCUUUGUGUGAAUAAUUGUGGGUUUUUUGGAAGUGCCAAAACUAAUGAUAUGUGCUCCAAAUGCUACAAGGACUUUUUACUAACACAAUCGGUGGAGGGUACCGCGAUUGUGGAGAAUAAGGUUGGGGAAGGUGGAAAAAAUGUGGUGAUCAAGUCCCAUGUUGAGCAAGUAGUUGAAGAAGUUAGACAGAGUCAAGUUGAAGAAGGGGCGACUUCGGAAAACCCAGAGAAGCGACCUGCAAAUAGGUGCAGCUUUUGUAGAAAGCGGGUUGGCCUCACAGGGUUCAAGUGCAGGUGUGGUGAUACAUUUUGCUCCCUGCAUCGGUACUCCAACUCGCAUAACUGCAUGUUUGAUUACAAGAGUGCAGGACAAGAUGCCAUUGCAAAGGCAAACCCUGUCAUCAAGGCUGAUAAAAUUGAUAAGAUAUGAUCGUUAAGACAAGCAUGGAGCGGAACUUGAGUGUCUGGUCGACUUCAUUUACCUUAUGAAGUAUUGCUGAGUAUACGUUGGUGUUUGACAUAAUAAGUUUAUAUUUUGAUAAUUAUUGCUUCUUGUGUAUAGUCUGUUGAUUGUGGUGUAGCCGAAUAAGAUUAGCUCUAGAACAAUUGGGUAAUUUAUAUCUAUGUGAUUUUCGUAUUCUCCAGAAUCUUAAUUCUAAAAUUUCAGCCCAUUUAUUGCA
Rosa chinensis is the source of this 1122-nucleotide messenger RNA. RefSeq names its product zinc finger A20 and AN1 domain-containing stress-associated protein 9. Gene Ontology annotation, molecular function: zinc ion binding; DNA binding. The transcript is spliced from 2 exons. The coding region runs from base 378 to 872 and encodes 164 amino acids. The record is from RefSeq and is a predicted model, not a curated record. Lineage: Eukaryota; Viridiplantae; Streptophyta; Magnoliopsida; Rosales; Rosaceae.